GCCGCCCGGCAGAGCCGCCACCGCCAUGGACAACUUCUGGGCCGAGGGGUCUCGGGUCUGGUUGCGAGAAAAUGAUCGGCAUUACCCAAGUACUGUUCAUUCCUGUGCUGAAGGAGUUGUUGUAUUCAGGACAGAUUAUGGUCAGGUAUUCACUUAUAAACAGAACACAAUCACACACCAGAAAGUAACGCCUAUGCAUCAAACCAGUGCAGAGAGCGUGGAAGACAUGGCCGCACUAGUAGAUCUCCAUGAAGGCUCCAUCAUGCACAACCUCUUCCAGCGAUACCAACAAGAUAAGAUCUAUACAUACAUCGGUUCCAUCGUGGCCUCCGUGAACCCGUACAAGACCAUCCCGGGGCUGUACGACUGCACGGCCGUGGAGCAAUACAGCAAGCACCACAUGGGAGAGAUCGCGCCCCACAUCUUCGCCGUGGCCAACGAGUGCUACCGCUGCCUUUGGAAGCGCCACGACAACCAGUGCAUCCUCAUCAGCGGUGAAAGUGGUGCUGGAAAGACAGAAAGCACUAAGCUAAUUCUCAAGUUCUUAUCUGCGAUGAGCCAACAUUCACUGGAGCUGUCUUCCAGAGAGAAAACCUUCUGCGUGGAGCAAGCUAUUCUUGAAAGCAGUCCAAUUAUGGAAGCUUUUGGAAACGCGAAGACUGUUUACAACAACAACUCAAGUCGCUUUGGGAAGUUCAUUCAGCUGAACAUCUGUCAGCAAGGGAACAUUCAGGGAGGAAAAAUUAUAGAUUAUUUAUUGGAAAAAAACCGUGUAGUAAGGCAGAACCCUGGGGAAAGAAAUUAUCAUAUAUUCUACGCUCUGCUGGCAGGGGUAGAAGAGAGAGAGAAAGAUGCUUUUUACUUAUCUGUGCCAGAGAACUACCACUACCUGAAUCAAUCUGGAUGCACAGCAGAUAAGACAAUCAGUGACAAAGACUCUUUCAAGGAAGUCAUUACUGCAAUGGAAGUGAUGCAGUUCAGCAAGGAGGAAGUGCGAGAAGUUUUGAGGCUAUUAGCUGGCAUUUUGCAUCUAGGAAACAUUGAGUUUAUCACUGCUGGUGGGGCACAGGUGUCCUUUAAAACAGCUCUGGGAAGAUCUGCUGAAUUAUUGGGGUUGGACUCCACGCAGCUAACUGAAGCAUUGACACAGAGGUCAAUGAUACUCAGGGGAGAAGAAAUCCUAACACCUCUUAGUAUACAGCAGGCAAUAGAUAGCAGAGAUUCUAUGGCUAUGGCACUUUAUUCUCAGUGUUUUGCAUGGGUCAUUAAGAAAAUCAACAGCAGGAUCAGAAGCAAGGAAGACUUCAAGUCCAUUGGAAUUCUGGAUAUAUUUGGAUUUGAAAACUUUGAGGUUAAUCGUUUUGAGCAGUUUAAUAUUAACUAUGCAAAUGAAAAGCUUCAGGAGUAUUUCAAUAAGCACAUCUUUUCCUUGGAGCAACUGGAAUACAGCAGAGAAGGACUGGUUUGGGAAGAUAUUGACUGGACAGACAACGGAGAGUGCUUGGAUCUGAUCGAAAAGAAACUUGGCCUGCUGGCACUCAUCAACGAAGAGAGCCAUUUUCCUCAAGCCACUGACUCCACCUUACUGGAGAAGCUGAAUGCCCAGCAUGCCAGCAAUCCUUUUUAUGUGAAACCAAGAGUUGCCGUUCACAACUUUGGAGUGAAACACUAUGCUGGGGAGGUCCAGUACGACGUCCGAGGGAUCCUGGAGAAGAACAGAGAUACUUUCAGAGAUGAUCUCCUGAACUUGCUGCGUGAGAGCAGCCUUGAUUUCAUCUACGACCUAUUUGAGCACGUUUCAAGUCGCAACAAUCAAGACACUCUUAAAUGUGGAAGCAAGCACCGAAAGCCCACUGUCAGCCUACAGUUCAAGGAAUCGCUUCAUUCUUUAAUGGCAACGCUGAGUUCUUCGAAUCCUUUCUUUGUCCGUUGCAUCAAACCCAACGUUCAGAAGAUGCCAGACCAGUUUGAUCAGACUGUGGUGCUUAACCAACUGCGCUAUUCUGGGAUGCUGGAGACAGUGAGGAUUCGAAGGGCUGGCUUCCCAGUCCGGAGGCCCUUUCAGGACUUUUAUAAAAGAUAUAAAGUCCUCAUGAGAAACUUAACUCUGCCUGAAGACCUAAAUGAGAAAUGUGCUGUCCUCCUUCGUCUAUAUGACAACACAAGCACUGAAUGGCAGCUUGGAAAAAAUAAGGUUUUUCUUCGGGAAUCCUUGGAACACAAGUUGGAGAAGCAGCGAGAGAUGGAAGUCACCAAGGCAGCUAUGAUUAUCCGAGCACACAUCUUGGGUUAUGCAGCCCGAAAGCGGUAUAGAAAGAUUCUUUACUACGUGGUUGUGAUUCAGAAGAAUUACAGAGCAUUUUGUGGUAGGAAAAGGUUCCUCUGCCUGAAGAAAGCAGCCAUAGUCCUUCAGAAGCAGCGGCGAGGCCAGCUUGCUCGACGUGUCUACAGAGAACGGCUAGAGGAGAAGCGUCGAGAAGAGGAAGAAAGGAGAAAAGAGGAAGAAGAAAGGGAAAGACUAAGGAAAGAAGCAGAGCGUCUUGCCCAGCAGGCUGAAGAAGAGAGGAAGCAGCAGGAACUGGCUGCCCUUCAGAAAGCCCAGAAGGAGGCACAGCUGAAGCAAGAGGUGGAGAAGCAGAAAGAAAACAGACAGGUGGAAGAAAUCUUGCGCCUGGAAAAAGAAAUUGAAGACCUGCAGCGCAUGAAGGAGCAGCAGGAGCUGUCCUUGACAGAGGCCUCGUUACAGAGGCUGCAGCAGCUCCGAGAUGAGGAACUCCGGCGGCUUGAGGACGAAGCGUGUCGGGCAGCCCAGGAGUUCCUAGAGUCGCUGAACUUUGAUGAGAUCGACGAGUGUGUCCGAAACAUUGAGAGGUCGCUGUCCGUGGGCGGCGGGUAUCCCGCGGAGCUCGCAGCACGCACAGGGAACGCGUGCAUUGAAAAGCCCAAUUUCAACUUCAGCCAGCCGUAUCCUGAGGAGGAGGUGGAUGAAGGCUUUGAAGCUGAUGAUGAUGCGUUUAAGGAUUCGCCCAACCCGAGCGAGCACGGCCACUCUGAUCAAAGGACGAGCGGCAUCCGAACAAGCGAUGAUUCCUCAGAAGAAGAUCCCUACAUGAACGAUACUGUGGUGCCAACAAUUCCUGCUGCUAGCAACACCAUGCUUAUACCUCCUACCCAUGACUCAGUCAGUCUCCACAACUCUUCAAGUGGUGAGUCCACAUACUGCAUGCCGGAGAACGUAUCGUGCAGGCCCCCGAACUCCGUGGAGCUCAUUUCUCCUGAUGGAGACUAUGAUUACGACCAAGAUGAUUACGAAGACGGCGCUAUCACUUCUGGCAGCAGUGUGACCUUCUCUAAUUCACACAGUAGCCAGUGGUCCCCUGACUACCGGUGCUCAGUGGGGACGUACAACAGCUCUGGAGCGUACAGAUUUAGUUCUGAAGGAGCUCAGUCUUCUUUUGAAGACAGUGAAGAAGACUUUGACUCCAGGUUUGAUACAGAUGAUGAACUUUCCUACCGGAGGGAUUCAGUCUACAGCUGUGUCAGCCUGCCCUACUUCCACAGUUUUCUGUAUAUGAAAGGUGGCUUAAUAAACACAUGGAAGCGACGCUGGUGUGUCCUGAAAGAUGAGACCUUCCUGUGGUUUCGUUCCAAGCAGGAAGCACUUAAACAGGGUUGGCUUCACAAAAAGGGGGGUGGAUCAUCUACACUUUCCAGAAGGAACUGGAAGAGACGAUGGUUUGUUCUCAGACAGUCCAGGUUGAUGUACUUUGAAAAUGACAGUGAAGAGAAGCUAAAGGGUGCCAUUGAUGUCCGAACAGCCAAAGAGAUUGUUGACAAUACCGGCAAAGAAAAUGGUAUUGAUCUAAUAAUGGGUGAUAGAACCUAUCAUUUGAUUGCUGAGUCUCCUGAGGAUGCAAGCCAGUGGUUUAGUGUGCUGAGCCAAGUGCACGCGUCCACCGAGCAGGAGAUCCGCGAGAUGCACGAUGAGCAGGCAAAUCCACAGAACGCCGUGGGUACCCUCGAUGUAGGACUAAUUGAUUCUGUCUGUGCUGCUGACAAUCCAGAUAGACCCAAUUCAUUUGUGAUCAUCACUGCUAACCGGGUUCUUCACUGUAAUGCUGACACUCCUGAAGAGAUGCAUCACUGGAUAACCCUACUGCAGAGGUCGAAGGGGGACACCAGAGUGGAGGGACAAGAAUUCAUUGUGAGAGGAUGGCUCCACAAAGAAGUGAAAAACAACCCAAAGAUGUCUUCAUUAAAGCUAAAGAAGCGCUGGUUUGUUCUGACACACAAUUCUCUGGACUACUACAAGAGCUCGGAGAAGAACGCUUUGAAACUGGGGACACUGGUCCUGAACAGCCUCUGCUCUGUCGUCCCACCCGACGAAAAAAUCUUCAAAGAGACAGGCUACUGGAAUGUAACUGUGUACGGACGCAAACACUGCUACCGUCUCUACACAAAGCUGCUUAAUGAGGCCACGCGUUGGUCGAGCGCCAUCCAGAACGUGAUUGACACAAAAGCACCAAUCGAUACACCAACCCAGCAGCUUAUCCAGGAUAUUAAGGAAAACUGCCUAAAUGCUGAAGUGGUUGAACAGAUUUACAAGAGAAACCCUAUUCUCCGUUACACUCAUCAUCCAUUGCACUCGCCAUUGCUGCCAUUGCCAUAUGGGGACAUCAAUCUAAAUUUGCUGAAAGACAAGGGCUACACAACUCUGCAGGAUGAAGCCAUCAAGAUAUUCAAUUCGUUACAGCAGCUGGAGUCUAUGUCUGAUCCCAUCCCUAUAAUUCAAGGCAUCCUCCAAACAGGGCAUGAUUUGCGACCUCUUCGAGAUGAGCUCUACUGCCAGCUCAUCAAGCAGACCAACAAAGUACCCAACCCUGGGAGCGUGGGGAACCUCUAUAGUUGGCAGAUACUCACCUGCAUGAGCUGCACCUUCCUGCCCAGCCGCAGCAUCCUCAGAUACCUCAAGUUCCAUCUCAAAAGGGUUCGUGACCAGUUUCCAGGAACUGAAAUGGAGAAAUACGCACUUUUUACUCACGAGUCCCUCAAAAAAACCAAAUGCAGAGAGUUUGUGCCAUCCCGCGAUGAAAUAGAAGCUCUGAUCAGCAGGCAGGAGAUGACGUCCACAGUUUAUUGUCAUGGUGGUGGCUCCUGUAAGAUCACCAUCAACUCGCACACUACGGCCGGAGAGGUGGUUGAAAAGUUAAUUCGUGGCUUGGCCAUGGAGGAUAGCAGAAAUAUGUUUGCUUUGUUUGAAUACAAUGGAACUACUAAUAAAGCAAUUGAAAGCAGAACCAUUGUGGCUGACGUCUUGGCAAAGUUUGAAAAGCUUGCUGCUUCUGCUGAAGCUGGGGAGAUGCACUGGAAGUUUUAUUUCAAGCUCUACUGCUUCCUGGACACGGAAAAUGUCCCAAAAGACAGCGUGGAAUUUGCCUUUAUGUUUGAGCAGGCUCAUGAGGCAGUGAUCAGAGGGCACUAUCCUGCUCCAGAAGAAACGCUGCAGGUCCUUGCAGCUUUGCGUCUUCAGUAUCUUCAGGGAGACUACACCCUGCAUACCACCAUACCAGAAAUGGAGGAAGUCUACCCCUUGCAAAAGCUGAAGUCUCGGAUUACUCAGUCCACCAAAACCUUCACUGCCGCAGAGAAGGCCGAGAAGAAACGUGCCAGCUUCCUCGAAGGGACGCUGCGGCGGAGCUUCCGCAGUGGCUCCAUCAGCAAGCAGAAGGUCGAGGAGGAUCAGAUGUUAGACAUGUGGGUCAAAGAGGAAGUCUCAGCUUCCAGGACUAGUAUCAUUGACAAGUGGAAAAAGCUGCAGAGGAUGAACCAGGAGCAGGCUAUGGCCAAGUAUAUGGCUUUGAUUAAGGAAUGGCCUGGCUAUGGGUCAACAUUGUUUGACGUAGAGUGCAAAGAAGGGGGCUUUCCCCAAGAGCUGUGGCUUGGAGUCAGCGCUGACGCCGUCUCCGUCUAUAAGCGAGGGGAAGGAAGACCUCUUGAAGUGUUUCAGUACGAGCACAUCUUGUCCUUUGGGGCACCGCUUGCCAACACCUACAAGAUUGUCGUGGAUGAGAGAGAACUGCUUUUUGAGACGAGUGAGGUGGUCGACAUUGCCAAGCUGAUGAAAGCCUACAUCAGCAUGAUCGUGAAAAAGCGCUACAGCACCUCCCGCUCCGUGAGCAGCCACGGCAGUCAGGGCAGCUGCAGGUGAAGGCAGGGCCAGCCCCACCGCGCUCGCCACAGGACUUUGCGCUGCUUGGCCUCCAGCUCUCCUGAGGAAACCCGUCCCCUUCGUUAACAACUGAACCGAGAACCUGACUUGCUACAGAAAAUACCUUCAAACCUUGUUUUUGGAAGAGCACAGGCUGAGGGGUGGGAAGGAAAUCGGCUGGAAUAGUCACAUACUAGAACUGUUGACUUGCUCAAAAAUUCCAAAGCGUUGUUAUCUUCAGUUUAUGCAACAGAUGCCUUAAGACUUGACCCACUGCAAUACAAGCAGUAAAAAGUGCCUUACAACACUAAAACCAACCUGCAUUAACCUAAAGUUGCUGAUAAAAAUCAAGAUGUUUUUCCGAUCACAACACUGCGAGCAAAGUUCAUCCAUUCUGCACUAACCUACCGGCCUGCAUACUCUGGGAAUGGGGGAGGGAACAAGAGGGAGGUUUAUUUUUGGGGAGCUGCUGGCAGCCUUCCUUACAGAUGCCAACAUUUUAUUUCCCCUUGCUUCCACGGACACGCACGCUGCUCGUGCGUAUUUGAGCUGACAGGAAAAUCUGAGUAAUUUUAUUCUGUAUUUCACAAGUCUUUUGAAGCAAAGGGAAUAAGUAUGUGCAAUGGUGUAAACAGUCUUUCUGUACAUUUUAAUAGUUCAGAGGUAUAGUUGUUACAAUUGUAUGGUUACUUUAUAGGCAAUUUUAUUAACAAGUAAAUUCCGACGUUUUCAUACACUGAUUUACUAUUGCAAAUAUGUAUUACCCUAUAUGUAGCAGAAGUCUGCAUUCUGUACCUGCUGUAUUAUUAAAAAAAAAAAAAAGAUGUAGCUGAGAAUAUUUAUAGACUGCCCUACUAUGGAAAUACAGAUAACAAUAUCCCAUGUCAGCUUAAGUUUUUAAUAUUAAACUUUUCUUUUAAAAAGACACUAUUCUUGUAGACUUCUAGCUGGACUUGCCAACCCGAACUACCUGGAAAGGUCAGAGCCCUUCACAGCUUGCUAGUGGAUACUCAGUUAUCAGGCAGACUGCUUUAUUGCAGAGUUCUCCUUUACCUGGUUGCCUAAUGAAGGUUCCUGACACCUGUAAAUAACUUCGGGGAUAUCAGCUAGUCAAAGGCUGAUUUGAGACUUUGGUU
This is a messenger RNA of Nothoprocta perdicaria, 7344 nucleotides long. RefSeq names its product myosin X (gene MYO10). Gene Ontology annotation, cellular component: myosin complex; cytoskeleton. Gene Ontology annotation, molecular function: ATP binding; cytoskeletal motor activity; protein binding. Bases 26 to 6208 code for a protein of 2060 amino acids. The record is from RefSeq and is a predicted model, not a curated record. The transcript has 41 exons. Lineage: Eukaryota; Metazoa; Chordata; Aves; Tinamiformes; Tinamidae.